This is a messenger RNA of Protopolystoma xenopodis, 240 nucleotides long. The record is from the annotation of a GenBank genome assembly. NCBI's taxonomy places the organism in Eukaryota, Metazoa, Platyhelminthes, Monogenea, Polystomatidea, Polystomatidae.
UUAUUCACUUGUCCUGAUCCGAAACUCUCAAAUACGCAUCGAUUCCUUUUGCAGCUCUCCACGUUCGACUAUCUUGACUCCGUUGGAGGCUUGGGGGCACAAAUGACCGAUUCAUCUUGCCUUUUUCCACCUGUAUCCGCUUCCACUGACGGUUUUCUCUCCGGCGAAGUGGGAGGAGGCGGCCCGAGGAACUUUUCAGCUUCCCAGAUACUUACAGCCUAUCGCAAAGAGCCGGUUUAA